Messenger RNA from Micromonas pusilla CCMP1545, 1485 nucleotides. RefSeq lists its product as uncharacterized. Lineage: Eukaryota; Viridiplantae; Chlorophyta; Mamiellophyceae; Mamiellales; Mamiellaceae. The record is from RefSeq and is a predicted model, not a curated record. The transcript has a single exon. Gene Ontology annotation, biological process: sterol biosynthetic process. Gene Ontology annotation, cellular component: endoplasmic reticulum membrane. Bases 1 to 1416 code for a protein of 471 amino acids. Gene Ontology annotation, molecular function: Delta14-sterol reductase activity.
AUGGCUCCGGCGCCCAGACGAUCGACGCGAUCGACCGCGGGGAAGCGCGCGACGUCGCCGUCGCCGCCCCCGCCCGCGUCUCGGCGAUCCGCGGCGGGCGCGAGAUCGAAAUCGAAAUCGAAAUCGUCGUCGUCGACGUCCGAGGCGCCGCACUACGAGUUCGGCGGCCCGAUCGGCGCGCUCGGGAUCGUCGUCGGCCUCCCCUUGGUGUGCUACGGCCUCGUCGCGUUCUGCAACGAGAACGGCUGCGUCAAGCCGAGCGAGCUGCGAUGGCCGAUCGACGCGUCGGCGCUGCCGUCAUGGCCGAGGGGCGUCCCGCUCUUCUCGGUCGACGCGUGCCUCGUCUUCCUAGGCUGGAUGGCGUUCACGAUCGCGACACACUUGAUCCUCCCGGGCGCGAAGAAGCAGGGCGUGGUCCUCCCGAACGGCGAGCGGCUGACGUACAAGCUCAACGGGCUGUCCGUCUUCGUCGCGACCGCGGCGUGCGUGGGCGUGGGCGUGUGGAGCGGGCGACUGCAUCUCGGAUGGGUGCACGCGAAUUUCGCGCCGUUGCUCACCGCGGGCGUCGCGUUCGCGUUCGCGCUCUCCCUCGCGCUGUACGUCGGGUCGUUCGUCGGCGAGAAGAAGCUCCUCGCCAAGGGCGGCGACAGCGGGAACGCGCUGUACGACUUUUUCAUCGGGAGAGAGUUGAACCCGCGUCUUCUGCGCGGCGCUUUCGACUUGAAAGUCUUUUGCGAGCUCACCCCGGGCUUGAUCGGUUGGCUCCUCCUCGACCUCGGGUUCGCGCAUCAGCAGUUCCUGAACACCGGACGCGUCUCCCCCGCGAUGGCGCUCGUGUGCGCGUUCCAAGGGAUAUACGUCCUCGACGCGCUGUGGUUCGAGCCCGCCAUUCUCACGACCAUGGACGUCACCACGGACGGCUUCGGAUUCAUGCUCGCGUUCGGCGACCUCGUGUGGGUGCCGUUCACGUACUCGCUCCAGGCGCGAUACAUCCUCGAGAACGACGUCGCGCUCGAGCCGUGGUUCGUGUGCCUCGUCGUGACGAUCAAGAUCAUCGGAUACGUCGUGUUCCGCGGCAGCAACGGGGAGAAGAAUCGUUUCCGCCAAAACCCGAACGACCCUUCGGUGAAGCACCUGAAGUACCUCCCGACCGCGCGCGGCACGCGUCUGCUGAUCUCCGGGUGGUGGGGCAUGGCGAGGCACAUCAACUACUUCGGCGAUUGGCUCAUGGCGUGGGCGUGGUGCCUGCCGUGCGGGUUCCGCGACGUCGUGCCGUAUUUUUACGUCGUUUAUUUCGGCGUGUUGCUCGUGCACCGCGACCAGAGAGAUCAGGAGGCGUGCCAGGAGAAGUACGGGAAGGACUGGGACGCGUACUGCGCCAUCGUGCGGUGGCGGUUCUGUCCGUACGUGUACUGAUCGAGUCGACCGACGGGGCGGCAUCGAUAUCGCGUCAGUCUGUGGGUGUUAUUAAUACGAUGGAUUAUC